Cydia amplana is the source of this 862-nucleotide messenger RNA. RefSeq lists its product as uncharacterized. The record is from RefSeq and is a predicted model, not a curated record. Bases 5 to 862 code for a protein of 285 amino acids. The transcript is spliced from 6 exons. NCBI's taxonomy places the organism in Eukaryota, Metazoa, Arthropoda, Insecta, Lepidoptera, Tortricidae.
CAGCAUGUCCGACAACCCGUCCCGGCACGUCGCCUACGAGCAAGUGAAGCUGAUGCUGGACUUCAUGGGGCAGCACGUGGACUUCGCCACGGGCCAGCUGCGCUCGCUGGAGGCCCGCCACGUCUCCAAGAAGCUGUGGAGCGAGCUCACACAGACCCUGAACAGCUGCCGGGGCACGAGGAAGACCAUGGACGGGUGGAGUCGGUAUUGGAGCGACUUCAAGAACAAGCUAAAGAACAAAGUCCGUAUAAUCAACAAACGGAAGCGCCUCGGCUCCACCGACAAGACUAUACGGCCGCUCAGCAAACUGGAGAAGAGAGCCGUUGUGAUACUGGGGCCUUGCUUCGAGAAGAAGGUCUCCCGGCUGGCACAACAGGACUAUCAAGAUGAGAGUGUGAUACAAAAGCUACCCAAGGUGACAGCCGAGGUGAAAAUCGAGAGUAUAGACGACCCCGCCGACCGAUCCAGCGGUCGCAUCGAGAUAUCGCCGCUAGACGCGCACGUAGCCCUCUCGCCACGGAUACACGAUUCGCCAGACCGGGAAAGCGAAGAGGAUGCCCAAUCGGACUACGAUUCCGAGCAGAGUGCGGAGCCCCUCAUGAGCUCAUUGUACCCUAAAUGGCUAAUCGAGAUCGAACAGAAACGCGUCGAGGCCGAGCUGUCCCGAGCGAGGGCCGAAGAGAGCCGAGCGCGCGUCGCGGCGUCCGCGGCGCAAGCGGCCACCGUACAGGCGGAGGCAUUAAGAACACUAGCAGAGGCUGCGUCAAAGCAGGCGGAGGCCGUGGCCAGGAUAGCGGCCACUCUCGACACUAUACACAAACAGCGGGCCAACAAUGUACUAGGGGGCUCUGAUUAUGUUUAA